Leptinotarsa decemlineata (Colorado potato beetle) is the source of this 1553-nucleotide messenger RNA. RefSeq lists its product as uncharacterized. Gene Ontology annotation, biological process: regulation of transcription by RNA polymerase II. Gene Ontology annotation, molecular function: DNA-binding transcription factor activity, RNA polymerase II-specific; protein binding. Lineage: Eukaryota; Metazoa; Arthropoda; Insecta; Coleoptera; Chrysomelidae. The record is from RefSeq and is a predicted model, not a curated record. Gene Ontology annotation, cellular component: nucleus.
GAGGGUCAAUGUUAGUGCCUAGUUCAGUGCCACUCAAGCAAGGCUACGGUUACUAGACCACCGCGAUCCCGAAGAAAUAACACGCGCGCGAUCCCCCCAACAAACCCCCCCUUUCCUUCGAUAUUUUUGUAAACGCACAAAAGCAAUUUGCAACUGAUAAGUACUUUCACAAAAAACUACUCAGCAAAAAAAAUCUGUUGAUUUUUUGCACAGACGUUAUUUGCACUUAUUAACAAACUCUGUUGUGUUUUUUAUAGCUAUAUUAUGUGUUAAGACUCUAUAAACAUGGAAACCUGUGUCUUGAUCCCGCAGGAGUUCAGUUUGUGUGUCAGGAGUCCCGGACUGGGUAGCAGGAGGGAACCUGAAGUUUCGGUAUGGUCCAACACCACGAUUGCGCAGGGGUCCUUGUGUUACCCCUUUCAAGGAACCAUCCGAAUUGACAAGCUUGACGUUUACGGGCAGUUGGACGACGAUGAUAUUCGUCACAGGUUUGGCUGCUACGAUGAGAUUUCAAUCACAGGUUCAAGAAAAGUUCGACAUUGCAAUUGGGUGCGAUUCGUGAGAGUGUCUAAUGCUUUCAAUCCCUCUGUGAAUUUUGUGGCGACGAAAGUCAGAGGAGAACCUGUAUAUGAAGCUGUGAAACCUAUAACCCCCGACACCGAAUUACUUGUAUAUUACUUACCUGAACGACCUGAAGAGCUGUUUUUUGUGAGGAUGAGAGCUUCAUUGUACAGACAAACCAUGGACUCGAUAUUAGAAGACUCACCUCUCGAUCUAUCUAUGUCUCUCCUAUCAAGGGCUCUAACAGGGUCCCCUCCUUCGGCUGAAGACGAACGAAAAUCUGUUUCCGGAGACAGUUCAGCAGCUAGUUCGCAAGGAGAUUUACCUGAAACGACAGUACCCACCCCUAGAGCAAGGCCACGGGAGAGGACGUUACUACCAUGUGGAGUCUGCAGUAAAGCCUUUGACAGACCUUCUUUACUCAAAAGGCACAUGAGGACACAUACGGGAGAAAAACCUCACGUAUGUAUGGUGUGCGGCAAAGGAUUCAGUACAUCAUCGUCCUUGAACACACACCGGAGGAUCCACAGCGGAGAAAAACCACACCAAUGUCCUGUUUGCCUGAAACGGUUCACGGCUUCUUCUAACCUCUACUAUCAUCGCAUGACGCACAUCAAGGAUAAACCACACAAGUGUAAUCUGUGCAGCAAGUCUUUUCCUACGCCCGGCGACUUACGAUCUCAUAUGUACGUCCAUUCCGGCUCAUGGCCGUUCAAGUGCCACAUCUGCUCGAGAGGAUUCUCCAAACACACCAACCUGAAAAAUCACCUGUUCCUUCACACCGGAAAGCCGAACGGGACGCGCAAGGGCUGAAAAAUUCUCACAAAAUUUUCGCAAAUUGUUGUAAGUGAUUUUAGUUAAGAUUAAUUUAUAUUAUUGUUAUCGAAAUUUUUUCUAUUUAUGAAGAUGAAUAUAUUUUUUGUAAGUCGUACUAUGUCAUAUGUAAAAAUUGUAUAUAAAUAAAAACCUGUAAUAUAUUGCUUCGUACUCAA